Messenger RNA from Lactuca virosa, 810 nucleotides. The record is from the annotation of a GenBank genome assembly. NCBI's taxonomy places the organism in Eukaryota, Viridiplantae, Streptophyta, Magnoliopsida, Asterales, Asteraceae.
AUGCAAGGGUCCGAAUCCGGCCUCCAUGCGAGGGGUCUCGCAGACGGCCCCUUUUUACCGUCAAAACUGCCAGAUUUUCAGGCGAGUGUCAAACUGAAGUACGUUAAAUUAGGCUACCAUUACUUGAUUACCAAUCUUUUCACUCUUUCUCUCCUCCAUCUCAUUGUUGUCACCGCCGUCCACGCCACCCAACUGAAUCUUGAAGAUGUCAAGAACCUCUACGCUCACCUGCAAUACCACUUCUUUGCCGUCUUUGCCGUGACUUGUACGGCCGUGUUCGGGUUCACAACCUACCGUACGACCCGACCCACACCCGUUUAUCUCGUUGACUAUUCUUGCUACCGACCGCCGGACCACCUGAAAGUCCCAUACCACGUGUUUAUGGACCAUUCGAAACUUCACGGCGCCUUCAAAGAGCCGUCGCUUGAGUUUCAACGUAAGAUUCUUGAACGUUCCGGUCUCGGAGAGGAAACUUACCUCCCGGCUGCGCUUCAUGCCAUCCCGGCUGUACCAUCGAUGGCAACUGCUAGAGAAGAAGCAGAGGAGGUGAUGUUUGGAGCUCUUGACAAUCUUUUCAAAUCGACGAAAAUCAAUCCGAAAAACAUCGGGAUCUUGGUGGUUAAUUGCAGUCUUUUCAAUCCAACUCCGUCACUAAGCUCCAUGAUCGUUCACAGAUACAAGCUCCGAGGAAACAUUAAGACAUUUAAUCUGAGCGGGAUGGGUUGCAGUGCCGGUGUGAUCGCCGUUGAUUUAGCAAAAGAUAUGCUACAAGUUCACCGAAAUACGUACGCGGUGGUCGUCAGUACAUAG